UUCUAGAAAUUACACAAAGGAGUUGUAAUUCACAUCAUUGAACAGCGAACAUCACGACCGCAAUUGUCCAUCAGAUGCUGAAUGUAGUCUAGAUCUUUUAGAUACUGAAUGUUUUAAACAGCACAUGUCUGCCGACCAUCAGCAGACGCAAUAGGGGCAGUACUGUGACUAGCGCAGCUGAGAAGAGUAAUACUGAAGUGUAGCGGUUGAACGUGCUCGAUGUGUCUCUGAUACUGCGGGUGGAAAGUUGGGUGUCAAGGACCUGCGAAUGUACACAAGGGAAUAUGUUUUUUUUAUAUGAUCCGUGGCUCGCAGCUUUUUCCUCUUCCUGGUAAGAUUAGCGGAAGCCAGCAGUACAGUAGUGUUUUUUUUUCUCUUCAUCUGCAGCAGCCGGUUGUGACUGUCAGUGAUCCGCUUCCCGGUGUUUCAUUAACGGACAAACAUCUGAACAUCUUCUCAGCGGCUUUGGACUAUUACAGACCAGGAAGAUCAGUGAGAUACUGAUUUCUGAAGAUGACGGGUAAAUCAGUCAAAGACAUUGACCGCUAUCAGGCUGUUCUCACAUCUCUUCUCGCCUCAGAGGAAAACAAGUUUUGCGCUGAUUGUCACGCCAAAGGUCCCAGAUGGGCAUCCUGGAAUCUUGGAAUCUUCAUUUGUAUCCGCUGUGCGGGAAUCCACCGGAAUCUUGGUGUGCACAUAUCACGAGUUAAAUCUGUAAACCUGGACCAGUGGACUCAUGAGCAGAUACAGUCUGUUCAGGAGAUGGGGAACGCCAAAGCUCGGCGACUAUACGAGGCCUUUUUACCAGAGUGCUUCCAGCGCCCAGAGACAGACCAAGCUGCUGAGAUUUUUAUCCGUGACAAAUACGAUAAGAAAAAAUAUAUGGAUAAAUGCAUUGACAUCCAGACCUUUAGGAAAGAAAAGAGUGAGACCGUAACAAAAGAGGCCCCUGUUGUUUUUGAAAAGAUGAAGUUGAAAAAAGACGAGCCACAGCAAUUCAGAAACAGUCCAAAGAAGCAGUCACAGUCUGUUAAUGACUUACUAGGGCUAGAUGCUCUAGCUACUCAAGCUCCCAUGUCCAAUGGCAAACAGAGCACUGAAAUUAGUCCCGCCCUUGACCUCUUCACCUCUAUGCCUGCUGCAGUCAGCAGCUCAAACUCCGCCAGGAGCACGCCUAGCUCAGGGUCCAUGCCCACUGGACGGGUAGCAGCAUCAGUCCCCGAAAACCUCAGUCUGUUCCUGGAUCCCCCCACCAAAAGUGAGGACAGUGGAAAGAAGAUGUCAAAGGAUUCAAUCUUGUCCCUGUACAGCAGUACAGCGCCACAAACAAACAUGGCCGCUCAUGCUGGCAUGUAUAUGGGAGCAACUCAGAUGGGCUAUGUCCCUGCUGCAGGCUAUGGCCAAUACCAGGCCCUGGCUGCGCAGCAGGGCAUGAUGGGGCCUAUGAUGGCGCCACAGAUGAACAUACUGGGACAGGCAGGUGUCAUGCCGCAGACCGGAAUGGCAGCUGCUCCUCCGUACAUGGCAGGGGUGCAGGGGGGCGUAAUAGGAAUGCAGAAUGGGAUGAUGGGAAGCAUGGCAGCAGUUCCUCAGCAGGCAUAUGGAGCACAGCAGGCCCAACAGAUGCAGUGGAACAUCAGCCAGAUGACUCAUCACAUGGCAGGAAUGAAUUUCUACAGUGCCAAUAACGUGAUGGGAUAUGGGCAGUCCAUGGGCGGAGCGGCUGCUCCAGGUUCAAAUCAAAUGCUUGGGUCACACGUGUGGAAAUGAUGAUGUCAUAAAGAGAGAGAGUGGGACAGUGUGUCUAAAUUGGGUGGGCUGGGACGCCACAACUGACUGACAGCAGAAGGCGAACAGAUUGUAGGAGCAAACACGUUGGGGAGUCAAUUGCAAUCGAAGCAAAGUCUCUACCUCCUUCAUUCUCAGAGCCAGAUUUUCAUGCUUGCCUUCAAACAAUCACAUACUCAGAGAGAGAAUAGAGGUUUUCUUCGCAUGGUAUGGUGCGUAUGCAGCGUAUACUCCUCUCAGCAGAAUGUUACACGAUUCAUAGCUUUGACGUUCCUAAAUGAUGUGUUUUUGCUACAUCCGUUUGAGGAUUUGGUUUUCUAUUCUCUCUUUUAUCGGUCACCGUGAUUUUACCAAGUAAGAUGUGUUCCUGGAUCAACAUAUUUUGUUAAUUCGUGUCUGAAAAUUUAGGGUGUGUUCACACUUGUAGUUCAGUUCUCUUGGUUCUUAAAAUAGAAAACAAUACAUUUAGUCUUGGUUCACUUUGUGUUCACACUAGCUGCGUCCGAAAUCGGAAACUUCUCUACUAAAUAGUAUGUGAAAAACACUAUGCCAACAGAGUAGUGUGUCCGAAUUACCUACUACUGCCGUCGAUUUGAUGGACACUUUACUAACCCAUGAGGCCACGGGACAGGAUUUUUGAAUGGAGGUGAAGCGAUGUAACUAAUGCCGGUAGGUCAUAUGAUAAUGACAACAUGGCGGAUGUAGUAUGUCUGGAUUACAUUCAUGCUACCCCCAUUCAUACUUCAUACUUUAACAGUGUUAAAGGAGCCCGAUUCCGCAGGAAAAACCGCAGACUUGGCAACACUGGAGAAAGUGCAACGCGCAAUAUGGCGGAACAAGUCCCACCUUCUAAAUAAGAGCCAACGGCCGAUUGGUAAAGUCAUCGCGUCACUGCAGCUACCAUUAGAAGCUCCGGUUCCUAUAGAAAUAAUCUUAGGACUGCGCAUGCGCAUUAGCUUGAUCCAGCCUGAAAAAAGCCAUUUUUUUGUCAUGAUUUGAGCGUUUAGAAACAAAAUGUAUUUUGUAUGUACAGUAAAAUGUAUGUACAGUUGUUGUCAGAUUUCACUGGUGAUUUCAAAUAUGAAAUUUAAUCAAAAGCUUGGCGAACAGCUUUGGAGAAUUUGAUGUUUCCCCAUUCACAGAGAUAGGAGCUGCACUUGCAUGCCUGAGAGGCGUUUCAAAGAUGGCCGCAGAGUGAAACAACUUGUCUUAAAGGGACUUUGCCUGUACUGAACAGUAAUGGCUAACAUCGCAACUAUGAUGAGAAAAUACAGGUAUGCUUGAGCAUUCUGUCCUUUUUAGGGUCGCAUCUUGUGACAUCAUGUCCUGUUUUUGGUUAGUUUACAUGUAUUUGGUCCGCGUUCAUAUCAUCGAGCCACGCCAGAGAUCGUUUGGAAUCAGAUCGAGACCCAUCUUUUCAGGGGUCUCAAUCCGCUUGUUUGGUGCGCACCAGGGUUCGGAUGGCAGCGUUCACACUUAUUCAAAUGAACCACACUAACAGAGCAAUCACACCAGGGUUCGUUUUAAUCGAACCAAACAUGCCAAGUGUGAACACACCCUUAGUCCUAACCUUAUGAGGGAAAUGAUAGGUGAAUAACACUGAUGUAGAAGCACCUAACCCUAGUUGUAAGCCUAAACUUGACAUAAACUGUAAACUUUUUCAUCAGAUCUGAUCGGUUGAUUGAAAUAUUGUUGUACAGGAACAUGUUGUACUUGGUGAAAUCACGCUCACCCUGUUUUAUCAGUGUUAAGUCAAUUCAACAGGAAUCCACGUGAUCUGGAAUUUUGCGUGAGGGCAGAGUUUUCGAGUUGGUUGAGUGAAUUCACCACAUUUACCAACAGAAACCUGCAAUGGACCUUUUUUGCCUGUGAAAAUUGGCAGAAAUUUCGUUAAUGUGACCUCUCCUUUAGUUUGAAUUAACAAAGGUUGUUUCAUUUUAGACACUUGUUCAUAUAGAUAUAUGUGUAACGCAGGCUAUAUGUCUCAUCAUAAGCAUGUUUGCAGUCAUAAAUGAGCAGCUGGAAGCCAUUUUUGUUAGUAAGAGUCUUAAACUUACUACUGAGGAAAAUGUCUGUUUUAUGUCUCAGCUGUCAGGUUCUGCAAACCUACGAAUGAUACUCUUGUAUUGUCGUCUUUCUAACGCACAGGGUACAACUAAGCCACUUUGACUUUACUUUCUGUCUCACUCGCUCUCAACUCAGGAGAAAUAAAGGCUUGGGAGGAUGAGGGUUCUCACAUCCAUCUCAUAGCAGGACAUUUACAUUCAGCCAAAGAUUUAUUAACGCUUAGUAGUCGGCACAGUUUUUUGGAAUGACACAUUCUAGAUGGAUCCAUGCUGCCGUGCAACGUUUCAGAGCAUUGCGGUUUGACCUCAAGAGUUUAAUGGCACCAUUGAUUGUAUUGUGCACUGCUUUUUCCCUCAUUACUGAGUGCAGGGUCACCGCUGGCAGAGAGAAUGAAAUUUUGGGACACUCAGGCUGCAGUUUGGACCGAGACCAAAUGAAUGUUUCACUCUGACUGCUGCCCGAAGAGCAGAAUUUGCCAUGGUCACUGUGUGAAGUUCAUUCAAAGCAGUCAGCUUGGGGUUUUAUUGACUUUGCUCGUUGUUUGUUUGAGCCUAACAUCUACUUUUAAGGUAACCAAAUGCGACAAGGUUCACUCUUGAUCUUAUUUUAAACUAGAGCAUGUGAAAAGGAGAAGCUAAGACCCCUUUAAAAUGACUACUUCCCUGGUGAACAACUGGUUUCCUGGUCUGGUUUACUGGUUUUGGACAGGUUUUAGGCACUCGUCAGCUGGUCAGGCUGGGAGACCAACUAGCCAACAGCAGCUUGGCCUGGCUGGAAUAACAACAAGACCAUCUUAAACAAGCUAGACCAGACCAGAAAAUCAUCUUAAACUGGUUUAAGAUGCUCUAUUUUAUUUUUUGUUCAGGAUUAAGCAGUUGUACACGCAUUAAAUACGUCAAUGCUUUUGUGUUUAUUUUCAGGUUUUAUCUUUCAUAGCCAUAGAGACUGAAAAUGCUCUGCCUGGGAAUACGAUAAUGCUCAGUAUAUGACAAUGAUUUCAUUGGGUUAGACUUCUCUACAUUUUACAAUAUUUGGUUGCUGUGUUUUUUCGUUGUAGCCCUGAAUGUGAAGAAUUGUUUGCUAAUAUUAUUACUUACGCUUUUUAUACCUUGGUGAGUAUUUGGUCUGAAAUGACAAUGUCAUUGUGGACUUGAACAUCACUGCUCUCUACUGGCCAAUCAGUGAUGUACAGUAGUGUUUUCAUCACAUAAUUUGUUGCUGAAUGUCUUUUUUUUAUUGUGCAAAAACAUUUAAUUUUAAUCUGCACUGCAUUUUUUGUAGAUUUUGUAUGUGUUUGCUUUAUUCUGAUUAAAUGGGACCAUUAUUUUCCUCGCAAUUAGGCACAUGUGAAUCUGUAAAUACCAUGUUUGUGAUUUGAGACUUAUAACCCUCUAUGUAAGGUCCAAUGUUUUAUCUUUAAUUUAAAACUAUUGUUAUAAUAGCACUUUACAGUAGAAGCUUGUAUGCAUGACUCGUUCAUUGAAAAAAAAGUUUGAUUAGACAGCAUUUAAUUCCAUACGUGACAGCCUCGCGUGCAUGCUAGACAUUCCAAAAUGGCAAUCAUUGGAUGUUCAAACUGACGUCAAAUCAGUGGGCUAAAAAAUGUUGCUGCCAAUUUGAUUCAUCUCACCAGGUGGAUCUGCUUUUAAACUUGCACUUGAAUGUAUCUGUCCGGUUUUUCUGUUGGUUUGGAUCAGUAGGCGGUUGCAUAAAAUGCUUAGUCUAGUUAGUCAUCUAUUUUUAUUUUUAUUUUAUUUUUUACUUUAUAAGACUGGUCAUAACUGUUACAUAAAAGCGUGGACUAUUCCUUGGCAAACUUGUUUCUGUGGAAGUUGGUUUCCGCCUUGGAUAUGUAGGCUAUUCUUGGAUUUUGCGAGUUUAUAUCUCAUAAUAGGCCUACUUACAUUUUAUCACAAUUACGAGUUUAUAUCUCGCAAUUCUGACUUUAUUUCUCGGAAUUUCAAGUGUGUAAGCCGCAAUUCUAUUUUUUUCCCCCCUCAGAAUUGUGAUUUUUAUUUCUUGGCGGGAAAAAGCUUCCAUACAAACUGCUGAUCAGACUAGUUAAGACAGUCUCAACAUGAUAGCGGCUAAGUUUAUGCAACUGGCCACAGGUCAUUUAAAGAAAAAUAUGGUAGUGCUUUAUGUAAAGCAAUACGUGUCAUGUUAAAAAAUAUGAUUUACAAUAAUACUUUGGCAAAUGGUUAGUCCGUAGAGAAGCAAUCAUUCUGUAAUAUGUAGAGGUCUAAUACAAAAUGCAACUGCAACGUAUAAAGUGCACAUUUCAUAGCACACAUAAAAUAAAUGCUUUUGUGCUAGCAGUAAAUAUCAAAAUCUCUAUUGCUGUUUUCUCAGUAUGCAUAAAUUCUUUUCCUUAUGGAAUAUGGAGGGCUUGUUUCCACUCACGCUUGCAGUCUCAAGGAAGACAAUAUGACUCCGACAGCUGUGUAAUGCUUUUCAUCGCCCCCUUUGGUGAAACGGUGCUACAACAUCAUCUGCCCACAUUACGUUGUGGAGGUCUUGAACAUUCUUCCUGUGAACUCUCAUACGUGAGAUGUCAUGUAAGUGUCUGUAAUGCUGAAUGGAUCACAUAACUCUGUGGCUCACAGUGAAUGUGUACUUGUGUGGGUUACUUGCGAAGUUUGUAUUCAAGUUGCUCGAUCUUGUUUGCUUCCUUUUCAGGACAUCUAAACAUGUAUUUCAAAGGCUUGGAUGUGAAAUAAGAUGAGAAAUAAACAAAUAAACUGCA
Ctenopharyngodon idella (grass carp) is the source of this 6601-nucleotide messenger RNA. RefSeq names its product small ArfGAP2 (gene smap2). The record is from RefSeq and is a predicted model, not a curated record. The transcript has 10 exons. Gene Ontology annotation, molecular function: GTPase activator activity. Gene Ontology annotation, biological process: regulation of clathrin-dependent endocytosis. Bases 514 to 1770 code for a protein of 418 amino acids. NCBI's taxonomy places the organism in Eukaryota, Metazoa, Chordata, Actinopteri, Cypriniformes, Xenocyprididae.